Molecule: messenger RNA, 1250 nt
Organism: Pyricularia oryzae 70-15
Lineage: Eukaryota; Fungi; Ascomycota; Sordariomycetes; Magnaporthales; Pyriculariaceae
Exons: 1
Coding region: 427-1038 (203 amino acids)
Source: RefSeq, a predicted model, not a curated record
GAGCUUGGCAGCACGUUCAAAGCCUUGCCAUGCCUGAUUCCCAUCAAAAUGUAAAAUGCCGAUAUUCCUGUUAGUCUCACCCAAGAUCAAGCAUCUGAUUUACUAGACAUCGCCGACACAAGGUUUAAAAUUCGACGAGAGCAGCACAUGUUGAGCCGGGACAGUGAAGAAGACCUCUCUGUCCUUGAUGUGCCGUUGGCUCCGACAGGAGACGGCAAUGAGUUCCGCACACAAAACACGUCCUCAGAAAAUUGGGAGCAACGAAACGCCGUUGAGAGAACCCAGGAUGCAGUUCACGUUUAUUGCGACUUGACGGACGUCAGGCACGACACUCCUGAUGUGGCGGCGGAUCCAUAGCUUGCAACACUUGCCGUAUUCCGCUUUCGCUUCGAUCCUCAAAAGAAAUCAAGACGGGUUCAUAAGGCGAUGGUAAAUAUUGAGUAUGUUCCUACCAAAGCUGGCCAGGAUCCGCCAGAGGUGGUGAGCAUCGCCCCCGACGAGCGCUGGAGCCUGGUGACAACAAUAGAUCACGAAGAAAUUGUCAAGGAGAGCGAGCUGAGCCUCGGUGGGUCCGCGGCGUCAGUACUCACGGCGACGGGGUGCCUGAAGAUGCAGAAAACAUCAACGCGCGACGUCAGCGACGCGACGACGGUGACAGGUACAACGAAUCUUGGCACAGGGCGCAACUCGGGGCUGGAGACUGUUGCCCGUCGGCGGCUGCUAGAAAACGCCAGACACAAGACGGGGGUGCCCGAUUCGGUGCGUGUUGCAGUGCUCGUCCGGCGCGAGACAGACGAUCCCUUCAACGCCAUGGUGACGAUUGAGGCCGAGGCGGACAUGGCCACAAAUUUUGGCAGUUUAUUCAGGAAAGUGCCACUGGAAAAUCCGGUUCUCUUCAAUCCCAAGGCCGAGCGGAAGGGGUCGAAGAAAAACGAAGGUCAAUCCCGUGGCGUCGAGAACCUUGGUGCGGAACCAUUGUACUCCUACUGCAAAGCGCGGGUGGUUGGUCGCCGCGUCUGUUUUGAGGACUUGAUUUAGCAAUAGCAAGCAGCCGUGAUGCAGAUACAACAAGUAUAUGCCAAUUGACUGGGAGGGUGUUUCAUAUCAACCCAAUCAAGGCAGUUUGUAGUAUUGUCGCUGGACAUAUCAUUGAUUUCAAUGGGUGGAUGAUGCGCGUCGGUACAGAAUCUGUCUUUGUUGCAGAAUGAACGCACCAUCACUGUACUUACUGUACGUAUCCCCCACUUGCC